UAUUGAUUACUUCGUGAGAAUGCUAUUCAAUUUGUUCAGGAAAAUGUGAAGACUAAACAUCCCCAGUUGCUGUACGAGUCGAAGCUGUACAAAUUACUUCAAGGAGGAACUGGAAUUCCAAAUGUUCGAUGGUUUGGUGUUGAAGGAGACUACAAUGUCCUUGUGAUGGAUUUGUUGGGACCAAGUCUUGAGGACUUGUUUAACUUCUGUAGUCGUAAGCUGUCUCUGAAGACUGUUCUCAUGCUUGCGGAUCAGAUGAUAAAUCGGGUUGAGUUUAUCCACUCUAAGUCAUUCCUCCAUCGAGAUAUCAAGCCUGACAAUUUUCUCAUGGGUUUGGGGAGGCGUGCAAAUCAGGUGUAUGCCAUAGAUUUCGGACUUGCCAAGAAAUAUAGAGACUCCUCAACACAUCAGCAUAUCCCAUAUAGAGAAAACAAGAAUUUGACCGGGACAGCCAGAUAUGCUAGCAUGAAUACGCAUCUUGGCAUUGAACAAAGUCGAAGGGAUGAUCUGGAAUCACUUGGAUAUGUUCUCAUGUAUUUCUUAAGAGGAAGCCUUCCCUGGCAAGGACUGAAGGCUGGUAACAAGAAACAGAAAUAUGAGAAAAUUAGCGAGAAAAAAGUUUCAACGUCAAUAGAGGCUUUAUGUCGUAGUUAUCCCUCUGAGUUCGCCUCUUACUUUCACUACUGUCGAUCACUUAGAUUCGAUGAUAAACCGGAUUAUGCCUACUUGAAGAGAAUAUUCCGUGACCUUUUUAUUCGCGAAGGUUUUCAAUUCGACUACGUAUUCGAUUGGACUAUCCUGAAAUAUCAACAAUCGCAACUUGCCAAUCCUCCUUCUCGUGCCCUUGGUACUGCUGCUGGAACUAGUUCGGGAAUGCCACAUGCCAAUAAUACCGAUAAACAAUCAGGUGGUGAUGAUGGCAAAGGCUUGGGUUGGUCUGCAAGUGCAAACCGUGGAAGAAACUUCUUGAAUUCAGGCAAUUUGUCCAGACAGAAAGGCCCAGCUGUCAAUGAUGCUUCUGUGUCUAAAGAACUGUCAAGUUCUAACAUUUUCCGGCAAAUUGGGUCAUCGAGGAGGCCAGCUAUCAGUCGAGAUGCCGAACUUCCCUCGAGUGAUGUUGACCCUUCUCGAGCUCGUGCAACUGAAUCACUCCGAAGAAACCCUAGCGCUGCACAAAGAAGUUCGCCAGUUGUAUCAUCGGAUCAUAAACGUUCAGCCUCAACUAGAAACCUCCCAAAUGUAAGAAAUUUCGACUCGACCUUAAAGGGUAUGGAGAAUCUAAACUUUGGCAAUAAUGAUGAAAGGAUGCACAAUUAGUAUCUUUUGCCUACUUCUGUAAAUAUUGGUAAGCUAAGCUGCUCAAGGAAAACAAAACCAGAAUCACUUAACGUGCAGGGCGCGUAAUUAGGUGAGGGAUUUAUUGAAAAUUUGAUAUGGUGAAGGUGAGAUUUUAUUUAAUUGUAUGAGCCGUUUUACGUUGACUUGGAGUGUAGUAUUACUUGUACGGCUUGAGAUUAAUGGUCUACUAUUUACAUACUGCACAUUCCUUUGAUAUGCCAAUACAUUGAAUUGUUGCAAUAAAAAGUUAAUCUGGGUGCUUACAUAUU
Molecule: messenger RNA, 1607 nt
Organism: Striga asiatica
Lineage: Eukaryota; Viridiplantae; Streptophyta; Magnoliopsida; Lamiales; Orobanchaceae
Source: the annotation of a GenBank genome assembly